Messenger RNA from Hyalella azteca, 3843 nucleotides. RefSeq names its product cyclic nucleotide-gated cation channel beta-3 (gene CngB). Bases 160 to 3012 code for a protein of 950 amino acids. The transcript has 17 exons. The record is from RefSeq and is a predicted model, not a curated record. Gene Ontology annotation, cellular component: plasma membrane; intracellular cyclic nucleotide activated cation channel complex. Gene Ontology annotation, biological process: monoatomic cation transmembrane transport. Gene Ontology annotation, molecular function: protein-containing complex binding; intracellularly cGMP-activated cation channel activity; cGMP binding. NCBI's taxonomy places the organism in Eukaryota, Metazoa, Arthropoda, Malacostraca, Amphipoda, Hyalellidae.
UUGCAAAUAAGUGAUAACAAAUAAAAAUAAGUUACAUAUUGAGACGGGCAACGACUUGCAACUUGAAAAUACUUCAGCAUUAUUUACUUCCAUUAUUCUCUCAAUUAAUAUUUAAUUUAGAAAACUUCGUUUUGCUCUCAUACUCGUCAUUCAAGCGCAAUGUUAAAAAAUAACGGCCGCCAUAAAAAUCUUCAUGAAAAUGAAAUUGGAAACGAGUUCAUGGAUCAAGGAUAUCAUGGUGACAAAUAUGAAUGUAUAGGACAACAUUUACUUAAUGAUGAGGAUGAAGAGCCUGAACGUAAUGGUGAGGAUGAAGAGCCUGGAUGUGAUAGUGAGAAUGAAGAACUUGGCUCUAAUGGUGAGGAAGAUGAGAACCGCAAAAAAAUUGAUCGACUGCAUCCCGUUCCCAAAAUCAUGCUAGCUCUUCACGGCAAGGAGCCUCAUGAUUGCGAGGAAGGUUCGGUGGCCGUUCAAGAGUCGCUGCACCGACUUGUGGCCGCUUUCCAGCGGCGGACAGACCGCACCAAGGCGGCCAUCACUCAUACCUCCUCUCCUGACUCACUGUCCUCCGAUGAUAGUUCUAACGAUGAUGGUGAGCAUCAGCGUCGUCGUCAGCAGCGACUAGCGUCCCUAGUUCCUGACAUAUCGUCCCGUCCUGACACUAGUUGGCAGCAACUAGUGGGAGUUUCUGGCACUAGAGCGACACUCAAGAGGAUGGCACUCAGGGCCAGGAAGUACCUGGCACCUAGUGUUGCUAUCGAACCUACUAGUAGGAUCUACCUUACGUGGCUGGCUAUAGCCAAUGCUUGCUACAUCUACAACGCCAUCACCAUACCUCUACGAGCUGUCUUCUCUAACUAUCAGACGGCCUCUAACUGGCACUGGUGGCUGGCCUGCGAUUGCGUAUGCGACGCAAUAUACGCGCUCGACGUGCUGCUCUUCAACUUCCGCGUCAAGUUCAUCGACAAUGGCUUCUGGGUGGGCGAGCCGCGCCAGAUACGCAGGCACUACGCCAGGAGCCGCAGGUUUAAGCUUGAUCUACUCGCACUGCUGCCCUUGGAUCUUCUCUACCUGGUUGUUGGUCCUGCCCCCGUCUUACGUCUACCACGUCUCAUAAAGAUCCACGUGUUCUGGGACUGCUUCAACCGUCUAGACUCCUACUUAUCCUCACCGUACAUCGUACGUCUGACGCGCACAGUUCUGUACAUGCUGUACAUGAUUCAUCUCAACUGCUGCGCCUACUACGGCAUGUCCAAACUCGAGGGCAUCGGGUCGAACGCUUGGGUCUUUUCGGGCGAGGGUCACAGUUACAUCAGAUGCUUCUACUUCGCGACCAAGACGGUGACAAGCAUCGGCAAGAACCCGCGGCCAGAGAACGACGCCGAGCACGUCUUCAUGACGGCGUCUUGGCUGCUGGGGGUGUUCAUCUUCGCGCUGCUCAUCGGCCAGAUCCGCGACAUCAUGGCUACGGCGACGCGGGCCCAGACGGAGUACCGCGCCGUGAUGGACGCCACGCAGAACUACCUUCACAAGCUCAACCUGCCUGUGGCCCUGCAGGCACGCAUCAAGCUGUGGUUCACCUACACGUGGCACAGCCAGAAGACAUUGAACGAGAACGACGCGCUGGGCUACCUGCCGAAGAAGAUGCGCACCGACGUGGCCCUAAGCGUGCACAUCAGCACCCUGGCGAAGGUGCAGCUCUUCCAGGACUGCGACAAGGCGUUACUGCGCGACCUGGUGCUUAAACUGCAGCCGGUCAUCUACCUGCCAGGGGACUUGGUGUGCAAGAAGGGCGAGGUGGGCAAGGAGAUGUACAUCGUGCAGAGCGGUCAAGUGCAGGUGGUUGGAGGACCCGACAACGCGACGGUGUUCGCCACGCUGGGCGAGGGCUGCGUCUUCGGGGAGGUGUCGCUGCUGGCCGUGGGGGGCGGCAACCGCAGGACUGCCGACGUCGUGUCGCGCGGCUUCUCUAACCUGUUCGUGCUGAGCAAAGCUGAUCUACACGAAACUAUCAGGGACUAUCCCGAGGCUCAAGAAAUUCUGCGUAAAAAAGCCAGGCGGCUGCUGAAGCAGACGCUGGGCGACGUGCGGCGGAGAGUCCAACCCGAGGACGACGUGGUCAUCAGAGAGCGCCAGGAGACGCCCAAGCUGAUGAGGGCUGUACUGCAGGUGGUGCGGCAGGAUUCGUUCACAGCUUCGGUAUUACGGAGGUCGUCCCGCUCUCUCUCCCCACUCCCCUUGAACGCUUCCCCUUGUCCCCUACACUCUUCCCACGCGAGUGUCUCUUCUUUGGGGACUCAAUCCCCACAAUCCGUACACUCCCUGCAAUCCCCACAGUCCGUACACUCCCUGCAAUCCCUCUCACCUGCUAAGCCAAACCCGGCGCCAACAAACGCCAGUGCUACGCAAUAUGGAAAACUCUUGGGGGUUCCUUGCUUGGGGUGUGGGGAGGACGAGAAGAGGUUGUCACUAAUUGGUAACUUCCCUGCCCGGGGAGACAGCGUGACCAAAGAGCAGCCGCCUGACAUGCAGGAUGACGGGCAGGGUUCUUUUGAUGACGCGUUCCUGCCAGACGGUUCGCAGCAUCACAACACGACCGCACCCACUAGCUCGUUGGAGGAAAUUAACACUGACCAAAAUGAACAUCAACCUCUCAGCAAAAAUCUACACGUCGAUCUAGAUUUUCAAAGCAAAAUCCAAGCUCAAGAAGGAGGCGUAUCACUUCUACCUCAAAACUUGCGUGCUUUAGGUCGUGGUUCUUAUUUCGACACCCCAACCACCUCCACUAACUCAUUCGGGAAUGACACCGAGACUACCAGUGGUCGUGGUGUCACUGGAUGUUUUGUGAUCGAUGUUGACGGAUCCAACAAUAACCAUUUCGAAGAUCACCCGCACAUGUGUUUAUUUUCCAAAGAAACUGAUCUAAUGAACGGGUCGCCGGAAUCCUUUUCGUCCGUAGUUUUUGGGAGCCUGCCUAACCCCAAAGUGAAACCCAAAAGCUAUCACAAGUAACCAGCAAAUCACAACAUGCAUAUGGGUUAUGAAAGGCUGCUUUAUUUUCCUAUCAUUUCCUGUUCUUGAUUUACAUAUAUAUCAUUUUACGUUCGUCUUUUUUAAUGUUAAAAAGGAUUUCAGAGCGGAGGUAUUCUUUUAUAAAACAUGUCAAAAAACGUCUGGAUUUGUCGAGUGCAUUUUACCACAUUGUUUUUCAUAAACUUUAAAUAAUAUUAUGCCUCCUUUAGAUUCGAAUUUAUAGUUUCAUUUGUUCUAUUUUUAGAUUUUACGCCGUUUUCCCAUUUGCCCCCCAAAUGGAUAAAAAUAGUUGAGGUAGCUUAUCCAAGAAGAUACGAAAUUUGCAUCCAAUCAAAGUGUCUGAGAAAACAUCCAAGAUGAAACACUGAAAGCGUUUGAGGUGGCAUGCAAAAUUAGCACAUUUCAGGGUUCUGAUGUGACACGAAGAUGAAGAUACUUGACGCGUAUGUUGAAGCACGAACGCUGAAGACACUUGAGGUGACUGAGGAAGUAUAAACAAUGAGGGCACUUGACUCAUUUGAUGAGGUAUCUCCAUGUAUACCCCAACCAAAUAUACAAGAUGCAGAGAUCAACAAGAUGCAAGAAUUUUGAUAUGCCUCUCGAAUAGACUAUAUAUGGUACGUGCCUUAGCUAAAAUCACUCACUAAUCGGGCAUUAAGCAUUAAAUAUAUGCACUUUAAUUUGACAAGAACUGACGCGUUCCAUAGAACAUGGACAACGUUUCGAGUUAUUCCAUGUAAUAUUAGACUAAAUGCCUUAAUGGACGCUGCUGCUCGACUCGUGUGCAAUAAACAAAAAUUCGACGAUGUG